AUGCGUAGACUACUAGUACAUUAUAUGGAUUGUACUUAAGUUGUUGAAUGUGCUUUGGUUAGCAUAGGCCUAGAAACGUGUUAUUUGAUGCCUGCAGUUAGUCAAGGGGCGAAGAACCAAUAUAAAGGGCAAGAGCAAGAUAUAGGACUUGUUGGUGACUGGUGUUUUGGAAGAAGAAGGUGAGCUGACGAGAUGGCAGACAUAAAAGCAACACCGCAGUCAACGACUGACAAAGUGCGGAGAGAAUCGAUUGUAACCCGGUUGGCUGCAGGUACAGCAGAGAGAGUCGGCACCGCGUCGCCCAAAGUUAACCAAGAUGAUGUCAGUGCAGCAAUAUCAACUGCCCUGGCUGACUGGUAUGCGAGGAAGUUGGAAUGGAUAUGCCCCCUAUCGUGGCGACCUGACAUCAAAAUCGUCACGGAAGAUAUCUUCCGAAAUUUCGCCAUGAUCCACAAGAAGAAAGCGUACCCAAUAGAACUUGAGGAUAUCUUUGCUCCUUCGAAGUUCUCCCGAGGAAAGGCACCAACGAGAGUUCUGUUGGAGGCCGACCCGGGGUUCGGCAAGUCGGAAAUAUGCUGCAAGCUUGCGUACGACUGGGGGAAAAGAAGUCAAUAUAUGGAGCAAUUCAAAAUGGUGUUUCUGCUCGAGACCAAGACAAUUUGCGGCAGAAAUAUCCAAGACGCCAUCUUGGGCGGAGGGCUACUUCCGGAGGAUUUUGAAUACACUCCAAGUCAGGUUUGGACCUGUAUUCAAAAGAAUCAAAAGCAAUGCUUGUUUAUUAUUGACGCGUACGAUCAGUUGGGCGAGGACACGACAGCAGACGAAGACGUUUUAAAGGUUUUCACCGGAAGUCGUCUGCGCGACUGUCACGUGAUGUUGACAUGUCGCACCAAUAUCCGACCUGAGUUACAAGAACACUGCGACAAAUACGUCAUCAUAAACGAAUACAAGGAAACAGAUAUUCGCAGAGUCAUAAUGAGUUAUUUUUUAGGUGACGAGGAAAGUGCAAGAGAACUGCUCACGCGCACAAAUCUCGUCAACGCGAGAUCUCGACAGCUGCUUUCAAUUCCCAUGAACGUUUUGUUGAUCUGCACCCUCUGGGAGGACGCACAGGCUGAUGACCAGGCCGGAGGGAAAUAUUUCCCGUCAACCGUCACGGAUUUGUUUACAGUUUUGUGCAAGUUGACGAUUAGGAAAUAUUGUGACGUGUCGAAUAUGAAGAUGGGGAGAGAUAUACCACAGUUAUGUCAAGAGGUGCUUGAGGCUCUAUGCCGGAAAGCGUACCAGACAGUCUCGAAAGGAGACGACGGCGAAUUCCCGGAGGAAGAACUAAGAAACGACUUCCCUCACCCGGACCAGUUUAGCCAGGUUGUGAAAAUGGGUCUCCUUGCCAAGAAGACACGCCUCGUUGAAGGUGCUACAGUCUCGUACUAUCACCUCGUCAACGAGAUGUGGCGAGAUUACCUAGCAGCAUUCUUUUUGUACAACCAAAUCAAAACAAGGCAACGACAACUAGAAGACGUGGAAACUGAAGUAUCAAAUCCGAAGUUUCGAGCCGUGAAGGAGUUUCUACUGGAGCUGAGACAAGAGAAAUCUGCCAUAUCAACAUCCAACAAAGACGAGUCGGUCUUUUCGAAUCUUUAUCAUUGGCUUGGGAAGAUUUAAACUUUCGGCACACCCAAAUUAGUAUCGGGUGCCAAAUCUGUCGUACUGGUGAAGCACGACCAUUAAUUGGCACCCAAAGGUUGGACAUGUUGGAACGCCGUAGAAAAUGUUGGCUCAACAAAGCAAUACGGAAGUUACGUACAGCGUGGCGCAAAAAAAACAAGGAGGCGUAUUUUCAACACCAUCAGACUGAAAGCACUUGUACAAGUGGAUGGAGAAUAUUUUAAGAUGAAUAGUGAGACUAAGACAUUGUGAUUCGGUCCAGUCUUAGGCCUAUAUGCUCCAGAGCUUAUUUUGUUAUGCGAAGUCGGGAGUCCAAAUAACUGACUUGGAACUGCUGUUGAAGAUUACUCCAAGCGAAAUUGACACUGGAGCAAAAACUAUUACAAUGUAGACCGAAAGGAAAUUUCAUGGUUCUUUGUUCAUCCAUCGAAAGAUUCACAACCUACUUGUAGUACUAGUAUAUUGGGUCGCAGGAUGGUGGAAGUGCGGCCGCCAGGUUUUUUGGCCACCCUAAUUAGUAACAGGUGCCAUCUGUCGUAUAGCCAAGUGAGGUACGACCAUUACUUGACACACUCUUGUACAAUAGGUUGAAACGCCAAAUACAGGACUGCUUAAAACGGUAGGGGUUGACAAUUGUCCCACACUGAAUCCGUCCAUUCUGAUUUUUGAAAUGUUUUUCUAGUAGGUAAUAUAACGUCAUCCUUAGAAAUUCAGGGGUUAAUGUUCACUUCUUCAGCCUUGAACACAAAAGUUUGUGUGCAGGGCAUAUAAAGAAGACAACAUUAACCCCCAAAUGCUAUAAGGCAAUCGUGCAUGUAGUUGUGCAUCCUAUCGUAAUUAGUGGUUUUGAAUAUACGCCGCCUCUCGAUAUUUUGUAUAGAAGGUAGGAGUAUGGAAAAAACCUGAUCUCAGGAUGGUAGUUGUGAUGACUUAGAAUUGAAUCAAUGAAGGGCUGGGGAUGACGCAUGUAUACAUUACGGCAGAUAUGGACCAAAGAAACUUUUAAUUUGAUAUUUUAUUGUCUCAAGUAAUGUUUUAGGCGAAUUGACUGAUUUAUCUGUUACCUUUUAGUUCAGUAUCAUCUCCAGCAUUAAAGGGUUGACCGCAGGUACCAUCAUUUUGGCUUUGAACUUGAAUGAUGAGAAUGAAUCGCGGUAUACUCGUGGUAGUUCCAGAUUCACAUGCAUUGCGUAUAGUGUAUAUCCAUACGCAUCUUUGACCUGGGGAGACAAUACCAACAUUGAAUAUUCAUAGGUUGGAGGUUCCAGACCUAUCAAUUAGACGCGAGUAUGUUUUUAACUGUCAAGUGCAUAUUCGGAGAGGUAUUGAAAAUAUAUUUGGUGUAGCAAGUCUACAGAUAUAAAUAAAUUAUUUGAUAAAAAAAUUAAAUUUGAAUUUUGAUAAUUUGGCAAUAGGGGACGGGUUUGAGAUUUUUCUGCCAGUUGGCUGAAAAGAGUGGAAAUAUCAACGGCUGUCCCAAUUUGUCGAUUAUCAAAAAAAUUCCGUGGUCAACUACCAGUACUUUUCACUAUUUACUUGCCCGACUGUCCGGAAUAUCAUAUCUAAAUUUCAGAUUCACAACCCCACGCAGUAUUUGAUGCGACGCGGUCAAACAUUGACAAUUCAACUGCUAAAACGCUCAAAAAAUCAAUGGUGAUCUUGUCUCGGAGACGAUGCUGUAUGAGGAAUUUUGGCCAGGUACUAGUCGGGUACAUCAAACGAAAUGAAAUAAAUUCUGAUCAGAUGUCAUUAUUGAAGGCGCAGAAAUAUUCUAAAAGCGGGCAAUUGGAUGGAAGAAAAUACAAUUUGUUGGCAAUUUUUCCUGAAUGAAGGAAUUAAGUGAGAUUCAGUAUCCCGUUGUUUCUGAUUGGCAUUGAUGUAAGCGGCAAGUUCCUGCUCGAGGUUUGUUCAUUUUCACAUGCAUUGCCCAGUGUAUUUUCAUACGAAACGUCACAAGGUUUUUGCAGUGCAUACAUGCAUCUCUCUAAACGUACACAUACGCGCAACAUCGACCUGCCAACGAGCGUGUGCUAGAAUACAGCUGAACACCGGUUAUAGAUAGCAGCUGGGGAAAGCAUGCUGUAGAUAAUCUGACGUAAUUUCUGGUCUAAAAGUGAGAUAUUUUGCUUCAUGAUGUGCUGGCACUUCAUCCUCGUGAUAUCAUCAACCUGAAUCAAGAGACCGUGUACACGUAUUGAAUGAGCCCAGAAUAUCUAAUGAAAGAAGUGGAAAUGCGUUUGUUCUACCGGUAAGGUAAUAUUUUUUGCUCACCAUAGGGGAGUCUAU
Messenger RNA from Lineus longissimus, 3954 nucleotides. RefSeq lists its product as uncharacterized. The coding region runs from base 193 to 1665 and encodes 490 amino acids. The record is from RefSeq and is a predicted model, not a curated record. The transcript is spliced from 8 exons. NCBI's taxonomy places the organism in Eukaryota, Metazoa, Nemertea, Pilidiophora, Heteronemertea, Lineidae.